AAUUUUAGUUUAUCAUUGAAAUUCGGAGUUAAAAAAAAGAACAACUAGUUUCAUCCCUUCCGUCGUCGCUCACCUGCGUUUUCUUCAACUAUAAUUUCAAAACCCUAGAAUUUAUCAUUCUCUGACAAUUCUUUACUCCAAAAUCAUGGAUCAAUACUAUCACCACCACCAACCUCAUAGUCAGUGGCGGCAACCACCGCCACCACAGCAGCCUAGCCCAUGCCCAGUUUGUUCAAUUCCUCACUUCCCAUUCUGCCCUCCUUACCCUCCUUACCACCAUCAAAACCCUAAUUACCCUCAGCAUCCCAAUUAUGCCCGACCUGGAUUCGACCCCUUCCAACCUCCGGCACCACCACCACCUCCACCUCCACCACAGCCAGCCCCAGCACUGCCACUACCUCCUCCUCCUUACAUCAAUGGGUUUGCUGAUCCUAGAUCCUGGCAUACCAACCCUAAUUACGGCUACGAUUAUGCUACGGCUGGUGGUGGUGACAUCGAUCGGAGCUACAAACGACCGAGGAUUGAGGAGGGUUGUUCGGGUCCAGCUCGGAUUUUGACGGAGGAUGAGAGAAGGUUGAAGUUGAUUCGUGAUCAUGGAGCUGCUUCAUUUAGUGGAUUUAACCAAGAGAACAAAUCUCUCCAUAAUAACAUUAAUAACAAUAACAACGUCAACUUAAUGCCGCCAAGGAGUUCAGAGAUGUAUAACAUCGAAGAUUCACUUAAUAAUUAUACCGAUUAUUAUGGUAAUAAUAAUUAUAAUUAUAAUCAGCCGCAGCAGAUUCAGCAUACAGAUUCAGUGCCCACGGCGGUCAACCAUUGGCAAGGUUAUGAACAGAGACUGGGAGGUUAUUUGCCACACCCUGGUGGCAAUCACAUGUCUCAGCCGCCACCUCCUCCUCUUCCAGCUUCUCCGCCACCACCUCUGCCCGUGGAGGCUUAUUCUUCAUCAUCCAAUUCAUCAGUUUCUUUAUUUCCAAUAGGUGUUAGUUCAUCAGUCACAGCACAUUCCACUUAUCCGGUGGUUACUGAACCUUACUAUCAGAACAAACCUCCUCCACAUGCUUUCCAUAGGGAGGAUCCUCAGGUUACCCAUAGGACUUCCUCUGUGAAAUAUGCGGCCAAUCCUCAAAAGGAAUUAUCUUCUGAUAAGGCUAAAUUUGUUGAUGCUUCUGAGUUGUUUAAGAUGCCUCAUAGAGCUUCUCGGCCUGAUCAUAUUGUGAUAAUUCUUCGAGGGCUUCCAGGUAGCGGAAAGAGCUACUUAGCAAAGAUGUUACGAGAUCUUGAGGUUGAAAAUGGUGGUGAUGCUCCUCGUAUCCAUUCCAUGGAUGAUUAUUUUAUGACCGAAGUUGAAAAGGAUGAGGAGAUAGAAGUUUCAAAAUCAUCAAGUUCAGUUCGAAGUAAGAAAACAGUGAAGAAGAUGGUUAUGGAGUACUGUUAUGAACCUGAAAUGGAGGAGGCAUAUCGAGAAAGCAUGUUGAAAGCAUUUAGGAGGACCCUUGAAGAUGGGAUCUUCAGUUUUGUAAUUGUGGAUGACCGCAAUCUGCGGGUAGCUGAUUUUGCUCAGUUUUGGGCAAUUGGAAAGAGAUCCGGUUAUGAAGUUUACGUGUUAGAAGCUACAUAUAAGGAUCCUGUGGGCUGUGCAGCUAGGAAUGUGCAUGGUUUUACCCUAGAUGAUAUCCAACAGAUGGCAGGACAAUGGGAGGAAGCUCCGUCGUUAUACUUGCAACUCGAUAUCAAGUCAUUAUUCCAUGGAGAUGACCUGAAGGAAAGUGGUAUUCAGGAGGUUGACAUGGACAUGGAAGAUGGAGAUCGUGAAGAAGGAUUAUCAGGACAAGAAGAACAAAAGACUGAGAAAGUGAACUUGCCCACUCUUGGAGACCAUGUACCCGAAGAUUCUUCAAAGGAUGAGAAGAGAUGGGAUGCUGAGGGGGAUUAUCUUGUGGAAGUAAAAGAAUUAAGUAGGAGUAAAUGGUCUAAUAAUUUGGACGAAGAUGAAACUGAAGGAUCGGAAGCUAUUAAGGGAAAUUUGAACGCUCUCUCUGGCUUGAUCCAAGCAUAUGGGAACAAAGGAAAAUCUGUACGUUGGAGUGAUCAGGGUGGUGACACUGGGUUUUUAAUAGGUGCAGCCAAGAAGGCCAAGAUGCUGUCUCUAGUCAUUGGACCGGGAGCUGGUUACAACCUGAAGUCUAACCCAUUACCUAAAGAGGAGAGCCAUACAUCCAACAGCAUUGGCAAUUCAAAGAAGCAAAGUUCAUUCCAAGAGCGACUUCGUGCAGAGCACGAAUCCUUUAAAGCUGUUUUUGAUAGGAAGAAGAGGAUUGGGGGGCUUGAUCUGGAUGAAGAACAGUAAAUAAAAAAAGCUCGGGUAAGCUAUUUGGCCUUGUAGAGAAGUUCGGCAACUCCCCCAUUUUGUUGGUAUUUGAAAGGGUAGACAACCAUAUUUGUAGAGUAUAAUGGGAAAGAGGGGUGGUUCAGUUUUUGUAAUUCAGAAUGAAAACUCCAUAGUUAAUAUCCCUAUGGUAGGAAAAGAAAGAUCCCCUAUCAUGUGUAACAUAUUUAUUUUUCUGGGUUCCGAAGAUGUAUUCCAUGACGUACCCAGAAAGUUAUCCAUAUCUAUAAAAGUAUCCAAGCAUUAGAUA
Molecule: messenger RNA, 2639 nt
Organism: Gossypium raimondii (Peruvian cotton)
Lineage: Eukaryota; Viridiplantae; Streptophyta; Magnoliopsida; Malvales; Malvaceae
Exons: 13
Coding region: 146-2350 (734 amino acids)
Biological process (GO): regulation of telomere maintenance
Cellular component (GO): nucleus
Source: RefSeq, a predicted model, not a curated record